AUGCAAAUUUACGGACUUUGUUUUAUUGUUGAACAGGAAAUAAAACCGAUUCCUUUACAAAAUGUUACUGUUGAAGCUAAUAUCGUUGAUAUGAUCGCUGAAGUUACGAUCAGCCAGGCAUAUAAAAAUAUUGAAAAAGACACUAUUGAAGCGCUCUAUAAGUUCCCUAUCUAUGAAGCCGCAGCAAUCUGCGGGUUUGAAGCAGAAAUUGAUGGUCAAAGAAAAGUAAAGGGUAUCGUAAAAGAAGCAAAAGAGGCUGCGAAAGAGUAUACUGAAGCAAUUCAGGAAGGACAUGGUGCUUAUUUGUUAGAAUCUGAAUCCGAAGAUGUGUUUCAAUGUUCUGUUGGAAAUAUUACAUCGGAACAAACUGUAGUCAUUAAGAUUACAUAUGUUACCGAACUUAAACAUGAUUCUGAAUCAGAAAAAAUUCGAUUUGUCCUACCAACUAAUAUCGCUCCAAGAUAUGGUUCUUCAGAAUACUCGUCAUCUUCAAAUGAUGGAAAAAUUCUUAAUCCUGAUGUUGUAUCUUAUUCUGAUAAAGCAGAUUUUUAUUUAGAACUUGCUGUUACUUGUAGAAUGACUUCAGCUAUUCAAAAUAUUGAAUCACCUUCACAUAAAAUUUCUACUGAAAUGAAUAUUGACGGAAAUCCUAAAAUUUCUAAAAUUACUUUGACCGAACAAAUUACUUAUUUAGAAAAAGAUUUUAUUCUUGUUGUUAAGAGUAAGGACCUUGAUCAACCACGAGCUUUUGUUGAGUAUGAUCCUGAACUACAAACUAAUUGUAUUAUGUUAACUUUGGUUCCAAAAUUUUCAUUAAAUACUACUAUAUCCGAAUUAGUUUUUGUUGUUGAUAGAUCAGGAUCAAUGGAUAUUGAACCUAUGAAGAAAGCCGCACAAGCACUUGAAUUAUUAUUACGUUCCCUUCCUGAAGAUUGUUAUUUUAAUGUAGUAUCUUUUGGAUCUGAUUAUGAUUCUCUUUUUCCAAAAAGUGAACUUUACUCUGAAACAUCUUUAUCUAAAGCUCUUAAUCUUGCUCAAACAAUGAAAUCAAAUUAUGGGGGAACAGAAGUUUAUAAUGUAUUAGAAUGGGUAUUUAAAAAUUCAAGAGAUGAUAUGCCAACUUCUAUAUUUCUUAUUACAGAUGGAGAAGUUUGGAAUGUUGAUCAAAUUGUAGAACUUGUAAGUAAACAUGAAGAAGAAAAGAACGAUGAUUUACGUCUUUUUUCGUUAGGAAUUGGUGAUUCUGUUUCUCAUAAUUUAGUUGAAUCUGUUGCUCGUGCUGGUAAAGGAUAUGCUCAAUUUGUAACAAAUGAUGAAAGAAUGGAUAAAAAAGUCAUUGGAAUGUUAAAAAAUGCAUUAAAACCACCAAUUAAGGAUUAUAAUAUUACUUGGACUGAGGUCAAUUUAUUGGAUGAAAAAGAAUUAGAUAUGACUCCAAUUGAAGUAGAUAAACCUACUAUUAGUUUUAUGAGUGAUGACAAUAUGGAACCACCAUCACCACCACCAAGUGAUAUAUUUUCUGAUAUUAAAGUUCAACAAGCUCCAUAUAUUAUUCCACCCAUUUAUUCUGGAGUUCGAUUUAUUGUCUAUUGUAUUUUAGAAAAAAAUAUUGAACCAUGUAAAGUUAUUACUUUAAAAGCUACUUCUCAAGAUGGCCCUAUGAAACUUGAUAUUCCUUUAGAUACAGUUACUUUACAAGGUUCAAAGGUUCAUAGAUUAGCGGCAAGGAAACUGAUUCAAGAUCUUAAUGAUGAAAAAUCAUUUAUUCAUAAACAUCCUAAAAAUGCUAAUAAACAUAUUCCAGAUUCAUUAGUUAAAGGACAUAUUGUUAAACUUGGUAAAACCUUUAAUUUAGCCUCGAAAUAUACAAGUUUCAUUGCAACUGAUGAGCGAAAUAAUGAAAGUUUAUCCGAGGCUCAAAUAAUUCCACAGAAAAGAGAAGUCCCUCAAUUAAUUACAUCGUAUAGAACGGUACACAAUUUGAGUUCAUUUAGCAUGAGUUCCGUAAUGGUGGUUAGUUCAGAAGAUCUAGUUGAAGAAAGUCCACAAGCAUCGCAACAGGAAGUUAAUGUUAUUCAUCAAGAACCAAAAAUUGAAAAUUUAUUCGAAUUUUUGGGAUUACAAUCAUUUGAUGGUAAAUUCUUACCUAAUAAAACAUUUUAUGAGUUUUUUUAUAAAAAUUAUUUAGAUGGUUUUAAUAACUUUAAACAAGAAAUUGAAAAAGAAUUAAGUGAAUUAAGUGAAAAGGAAAUUGAAGAAAUAUUAACUAGUUGUAUUGCUAUUGCUUAUUUGAAAAUUGUUAUGUUUGAUGAUUUUAAAGAUGAAUGUGAAAUGUGUUAUGAAAAAGCUGAAAAAGUUUUUAAGAAAAUGAUUGGAAAUAAUGAAAAAGAAAAAAUUAUUAUUGAAAAAGCUGAAGAAUGGAUUAAAAAUUGGGUCAAUAAUAGUGAUUAAGGGUGAUCAAUCUGUUAUUUGUUGUAUUAGUUUUAUUUUUUGUGUAUUUUUUUAUAUUUAGUUAGUAUAUUAGUAUACUUGUUAUGAUUAUCUUUAUAUUAAAUUUGAAACAUGUGAAUUAAAUUUGAUAUGUUGGCCUAUCGCGGAUAGGAUA
Messenger RNA from Rhizophagus irregularis DAOM 181602=DAOM 197198, 2605 nucleotides. NCBI's taxonomy places the organism in Eukaryota, Fungi, Glomeromycota, Glomeromycetes, Glomerales, Glomeraceae. The record is from RefSeq and is a predicted model, not a curated record.